AUGGCGUUCAUAUGUUCGAUUAGCGGCGUCCAGCCAGAAGAACCGUGCUUGAGCCGUACUGGAUACGUAUUCGAACGACGUCUUAUUGAAAAACACCUACAGGAGACCGCUACGUGCCCAGCUACCGGAGAACCGCUUACAGUUGACGAUCUAAUACCGAUAAAAUGUGACAAGACUGUUAAACCAAGGCCGGCAACAUCUAUGAGCAUACCUGGUAUUCUGUCACUGUUACAGAGUGAAUGGGAUGCCUUGGCACUGGAGACAUAUAAUCUGCGAACGCACGCAAACACAGUGCGAAAACAGCUCUGCCAAAGCUUAUAUGAACAUGACGCAGCUACCAGGGUAAUCGCCAGACUUAUUAAAGAACGUGAUCGUGCAUUACAACAAGUAGAAGCAUUGGAAAAACAACUUCUGGAGUUUAGAACUAAUUAUGAUGCCGGAGCUAUCGAAGUGGGUCUUGACGAUGCAAGCGUAAGCCGUAUAGAACAAUUGGCGAAGGCGUUAAUGGCAGAGCGAAAGAAACGCGAUGUUACCAAAUUUACACCAGCAAAUGAAAUCGCAAAAUUCAGCCAAACUGGUGACUAUAGAACACACAGCUCAACGACACCAGGAAUACUUACGGUAACCAUGGACCAAUUCGGGGAACGAUACGGAAGAACAGCCUGCUUUACCGGUGGAGCAGACGGUGCCGUUAUACAUUUCGAUUUGGGGACUGGAAAGACAUUAACACGGAUGACAAACCACAUGAAGGCCGUGAACUCGGUGGUAGCACACCAGUUUACCAAUAUAGUAGUAUCAGGAUCCGACGAUAAAACAAUGAGAGUAUGGCGUGCACCUGAUAUACCCGAAACUGACAGUGAAUUCACAUGCGCACAUGUAAUCAAGAGCAGCAAAGCAGGGAUUAUGAGCCUAUCAUUACACGCUAGUGGUGAGUAUUUCUUAGGUGGAGCCGCAGAUGGGCUAUGGCACCUAGUGGAACUUGAAUCCGGACGGGUAAUUAAGGUUUGCCGAGAUAUACCCUCUCCAUGCGCAAAUUUAGAGUUCCACCCAGACGGAUUACUAGCUGCUGGAAGUGGAGCAGAUGGAAGUAUACACAUUUGGGACCUACGUACCCAAACACUCACCAGCUCCCUAGCACACGAAACACCCUCACGUCUAGCAUCACUAAGCUUCAGUGAAAAUGGAUAUCAUCUCGCAACAGUCUCCGAAGACGGACAGCUACGCCUAUGGGAUUUGCGCAAGAGCAAGGUAUUCGCAUCCACAGAUUGUAACGUAUCGCCCGCUGUGGUCAAGUUCGACAAAUCAGGUACCACGCUAGCAGUGGGAUCAACCAAGGUCGAACUAUAUGCACUUGUAGACAAGACUACAGUAAACGUUGUAGGAACAUUUGAAGGACAUAGCGGAUACAUCACUGACCUCGAGUUCGGACCGAACUCAAAGUUCCUACUGACAACCUGCAGAGACAAGAGUCUCAGAUUAUUCUCAUAA
This is a messenger RNA of Babesia sp. Xinjiang, 1488 nucleotides long. RefSeq names its product Pre-mRNA-processing factor 19. The record is from RefSeq and is a predicted model, not a curated record. The coding region runs from base 1 to 1488 and encodes 495 amino acids. NCBI's taxonomy places the organism in Eukaryota, Apicomplexa, Aconoidasida, Piroplasmida, Babesiidae. Gene Ontology annotation, biological process: protein ubiquitination; mRNA splicing, via spliceosome; DNA repair. Gene Ontology annotation, molecular function: ubiquitin protein ligase activity; protein binding. Gene Ontology annotation, cellular component: U2-type catalytic step 1 spliceosome; Prp19 complex; cytoplasm. The transcript has 2 exons.